Messenger RNA from Diaporthe amygdali, 930 nucleotides. RefSeq lists its product as uncharacterized. The coding region runs from base 1 to 930 and encodes 309 amino acids. Gene Ontology annotation, molecular function: phosphoprotein phosphatase activity. The transcript has a single exon. The record is from RefSeq and is a predicted model, not a curated record. Gene Ontology annotation, biological process: dephosphorylation. NCBI's taxonomy places the organism in Eukaryota, Fungi, Ascomycota, Sordariomycetes, Diaporthales, Diaporthaceae.
AUGGCAUCGUCACCGGCAGACCCUCCCUCGCGAGGGAGCAGCACAUCCAGUCCCCUCCCCCUUCACGACGGUGGCUUCCGCUCCCUCCUCAACUUCCGCGAUGUUGGCGCCACUAUCAAUGGCCAGCUGUCCCGUCGUCUCAUCCGCGAGGGCCUGCUCUUCCGCGCCGCACGCCCUGACGAAGCCACCCUCGCUGACCGUGCCCGCCUGCGCUCCCACUACGGCAUCCGCACCGUCAUGGACCUUCGCACCAAGACUGAGCACAUCCAGGCCGCCAAGAAGCGCCAGCGCGAUGCAGCCGUCCCUGCUAUGCUGAAGACCAACGACGCCCUGGCAGGCCCCGUCAAGAUCGACGGCAUUGACUACCGCGAGAUUAAGAUCACCGGCGGCGGCUUCGAGAAGUUCAUGCUGAGCCAGCUGUGCUGGUCCAGCUUCCUCAAGCUCAUAGGUCUCUACAUCAUCGGCCUCCGCAUGCAGGCCAUCGCCGUCCUGGGCCGCGAGGUCAUGCAGCCUCGCGGCCUCCUCGGCCUCGGCUGUGACACCCUGGACGCCUCCGGCCCUGAGAUCACCGCCGGCCUGGCCUCCCUGCUUGAGCCUCAUGGCCUGCCCAUUUUGAUCCACUGUACUCAAGGCAAGGACCGCACCGGCAUCAUGGUCGUCCUCGUCCUGCUCAUCUGCGACGUGCCCGUCGACGCUAUCCAGUAUGACUACCACCUCUCGGACGAGAAGCUGCUGUCCGAGCAGGAGGACCGCCUGAGGGAGAUCCGGGAAAUGGGUCUUGGCGAUGACUUCGGCAAGACUGCCCCAGGGUUCGUGAGUGGGAUAGUGGACCACCUCAACUCAAAAUAUGGCGGCCUGGCUAAGUACCUGGACGGUAUCGGCUUCGGGGACGACAAAAGGGCGAGGUUGAGGGAGAAGUUGGCAUACUAG